AUAUUAAUGAGGAGAUCAACCAACAGGAAGGUGAUGAAGAAGCUGCAGGUGGAGCUGAGAGGUCUUCAUCAGAUAAGAUAAGAUAAGAUCAGAUAAAUCUUUAUUGUCAUUGUCACAAGGACAACGAAAUUUAAAAGGUGCCAGGCUGAACACAAACUGCUUUAGGCAUUUAACAUUUAAACUUUAAGACACCUCAACGGUUGAGUUUAUUAAACAGACUGUCAUGAGUUUAAAAUAAAUGAAAAGAAACUUAAGCAAGAAAACGCUGGAAACCACAGAGAGGAAGGCUGAUGUUCCUGAAGAACUAAAAUGCUUCUUGUUUUUGGUUUUCACGGUUUGCAGCAUCUUUUCUCACCUCCUAUGAAUGUCUUUAGACUCUACAUUAUGUGCACAAUUAUUAUGCAUGUUUGAGUUUUUUAGCUGGCGUCUGAUGCCAAGUGGAGCUCUGUGUCCUUUACUGAUCCGGCCACUGGUCCAUCAGGAGUCACUCUCAUCUCAUCAGUCCAUUAAACCUUUGGCCCAGUCUUGAUGUUUCAGCUGUGUGUCUUGAUCAGUGGUGUUCGGUUUUCAGCCUUCCUUAUCUUGGUCUCUGAAGAGGUGAAUAUUUCUGGACGCUCCAGGUUGUAGUUCUGGAAUAUGACAAAACUGAAAGAUAACGGAUUCCUGGUAGCUUCAUGUUUGAAUCUUCUCAAAUCUUUGGCAGUUUGUUUACGUCUUUUUUCUCUCUCAACACGUUUCUUGCGACCCUGUUGACUAUUUGCAGCAAGACGUUUGGUGGUUCUGUGAUCACGACCCAAUGUUUCAGCAGUUUCAAGAGUUCUGCUUCCCUCUGAAAGACUUUUAACAGUUCUGGACUUUUCAGAGUCACUUUUUUUGACCCCUUUUGCUGAGGAAAAGUAGCUGCCUAAUAGUUCUGCACAUCUUGAAUAAUGGUGUUCAUCUCCCACCUCCCUCAUUAAACAAAUACACACCAGCUGAUAUUUUUAUAUUCAAUAAACAUUCGAGUUGGAAAAUAUGCAUAAAAAUGAUUAUGUGGUUAAAACUAAAACUUGCGUAAUAAUUGUGCACACAGUGUAUGUUCCUGUUUCUGCACACAGUUAAAGAGAGUUAUUUCUCUUUGCAGCAGUUAAACAAAACCCCAGUAGUUUUAUUACAGGACCAGCUUCAUCAUCAACAGUCAUUUGAUUCUUAUCCAGAUGUUUGAUGAUGUUCAACAUGCUGGUUUCUAUAACAACCAAACUGACAGGAACAGAACAGGUACAGUAAUGGACAGCCAAGAAUAUGACGAUAAGAAGAAUCAUCAGGUUGAUGUUAGCUUCUGUGAGUCUCCUGGUUCUGAUCCGGUUCUGCUCUAAAUGCUCCUCAGGUGAAAACCCAAGCAGAACCUCCAAGCUGCCAGCAGGGGGAGUAGUUCUGCUGGUUCUGGUCGGUCUGCUGGCUGCUGCUGUCAUCGUCAUCUACAGACUCUCUUUUGAUAAAAUACGAACCAAUCAGAUUCUCCAAACCCUGAAAGAGGAGAAUGAAGCUCUGAGGAGAAAUCUGUCAGUUGGAAGUACAACUUCAACAACAAUAUUUCCUGCAGUAAAAAGGGAAACAUUUCUGAAGUGUGAAGCAGGAUGGGAGAAACAUGGAGGAAGCUGUUAUUAUUUUAACACCAAUAAAUCCUCCUGGAAUGACAGCAGACGUUCCUGCGUUGAUCUGGGAUCAGACCUGGUGAAGAUCGACAGCAGAGAGGAGCAGAUGUUCCUGGUAGGAAGACUGAGAGACUUGAUGGAGGACGAUGAGGACAUGUUCUGGAUCGGACUGACGGACCUAAAGGAAGAAGGCAGAUGGUUCUGGGUGGACGGAUCUCCUCUGGAUGAAAGUUUGACGUUCUGGAACGAUGGAGAACCUGACAACAGAAGUAAAGAUGGUGCAGGCUCAGCUGACUGUGGGAGGAUGGGGAGAAAAAGAGAAUAUGAAAAUCUGAAGUCCUGGUUUGAUAUAUCCUGUAAUUAUCCUCACAAAAGUAUCUGUGAGAAAACAGCUGGACUGAGUUCAUGUGUCUGUGUCUGAAGAUCAGUUCAGUCUGUGAACCGAUCUGAGUUCAGCUUCAAGAAGCUGCAGUGAUGCUGCUUUUAUGAAGAUACUGUCAUGAAAAUUUUACAUUUCCAGACAUGUUGAAAUAAUCAAACUUUCAACAUUCAGUCAUAUUCUUGCUUGAUUUGCUCUUAUAUUCAUAUUUUGGUUUGAAUGCAGAAUGUCCUUUGAAAAAUAUGAAACUAUGUAACUUGUAAAUAUUUGACUAUGAUCAGGAAUGUCUUCUUAACUUGUUACACAUUUUGUCCAAUAAAAUAAAUUUCAACAUUUUGGUCAAUAUGACUGAAAAACAGAGAUUGGCUUUGAAAUAAAAACAAUUUGGAUAACUUUUAUAACCUCUGCUCAUAUUUGCUGCAAUGUUUAUUAAAAAAUUAUGUGGUAAUAAUUGAAUAAAUGUUUAAAAAAUG
Molecule: messenger RNA, 2486 nt
Organism: Xiphophorus couchianus (Monterrey platyfish)
Lineage: Eukaryota; Metazoa; Chordata; Actinopteri; Cyprinodontiformes; Poeciliidae
Product: hepatic lectin-like
Exons: 6
Coding region: 1282-2055 (257 amino acids)
Source: RefSeq, a predicted model, not a curated record